AUGGCGCCCAAGAAGUGUUCUCCAGCAGGAAUCGCAGCAAAAGCAGCAGGAAGAAAACCAAAGCUGUCGGUAGCGAAGGCACGACUCGAAGCCAAUGUCAAGAGACAAAAGACAAGUCAUGAUGGCAAUGACUCUGCAGCGUUACCAAAUGAUCGUAAGGGUAGUGGGGGUCCGCUGAUCAGCGAUUUCAUGAUCAUGAUCCCAAAGCAAGAGCCUCAAGAGGACUCUUUUGCUGGGGAUGUGAUUUGCAAAGAAGAAGGCCCUCCAAGUCCCGUGGGCACAGUCACGCUCGAUUCCUUUGUCAAUGGUUUCCAGUCAGAGGGGGACUGGAAAACCAAAUUGCAAGAAUCCUGGAAAUCACUAGAUGAUGGCGACCUCGCAAGCCUGAUGCAACAGGCAGUGGAAUGUCCAAUGCUGAAGGAAUACAAGAUCCUCCAAGACACCAAGCCAAACAACCCAGUCGAUGAUUUCAAGCUGUUUGUACACUGGCUAGUUCAGAAGAAGCAGCAGGCAGCAACACAUCCAGCAGCAACACUGGACAAGAUGGGCAACACCCGCAGCACAGCUUCGCUGGAAACAGCAAACAAGCACAAAGCAACAUCAAUAUCAGCAGCAUCAGCAAAAACAGAUUUUGAGUUUGUUGAAGUGUUCUUGGAGGAUGAGGCAAAAUGUGUGGCAGCUGUGAAACAACACCACCUGUUUCCAGCAUACUUGAAAUUUUGUCAGAAACACAAACCGUUCAUUCACUUCGAUUGGACACACCCCGGAGAUGGAAAGCAAGUGGAUACUGUGAGAAACAUCAGACACUUCAACAGCUACCUCAAAAACGCAGAGGCACCGCUGCUUGAUAUCAGCAAACUCCUUCGGCAAUAUGAGGCCGCCAUGUUUGACUAUGACUCAACUGACGACUAUGUUUUUCCGGAUCUUCUUCUACGUGUACGCAGCCAUCCCAUGUUCAACGAGUUCAUUGAGGAUGUCUACACCAACAUUGAAGAGCCAAGAUACAUCCAGUCAGGAUGGACAUUCGGAAGCUGGCCACACAAUGAUUUCAAGAAGUUCAACACCUUCCUGAUACAGAAGGGCCAACCGCCAAUUGAUCUGGCUGAGGCAUGGCCGGCCAUUCUAGCCGGCUGGCACUAUGGGCUGAGUACUGCAGAACUUGAUUUGCUUUCUGAGGAGGAUUUUAUCAGUGCGCUCAGUGCAGCCCAAGGGCAUCCGUUGUUCAGGGAGUUUUGGUCUUCCCAGUUACUGGAGAAACCUCACCAGCCACGUUUUGCAUCAAGCAGUGCUCAUCAGGUUUCCAACCUUGAGAGCUUCGUGAUUUACCUCCGGGACACAGUCAAGGCCUACAUGAAGGCAGGAGUAGCUGGUGAAGAACACUUCAACAAGUAUUUUGGAAAGAUGGCGCCAGAGGAGACAGCAGGUGAGGGCAAACAGGAACAAGUGGAAGUAGAAGAAUCAAAACAGGCGGCUAUGGAAUGGUGGUCCAAUUGCGACCCGGAGUUCAUUGCAAACUCGUUGAUGAAUGAUGAGAAUUGCCCCUACUGCUUGGAAGAUGAGAUAUCCAGAUAUUUUCACUUUCUGAAAGCAGAAGAGUUUGUGGAUGAUGAUUACAGCUACGGAGAUCCAGAAGGCGACCCGGUAGAGGACCUGGUGCACUUUCUUCGCUGGUUCCAGAAAUCCCCACAUUCCAAGAUCAAUACUGAGACAGUGACAAAGAGGCUUGAUCAGAAAGAAGCGGCAUGUAUGGGCGUUGGUGCUGAUGAUGGCCAGGUUGAUGAGAUUUCUGAACCUGGUGAUGUUUAUGAUGCUCGCAUUCCAGUAGCAGAGGCUGAAGAAUUGGUCCGGAGGGCCGUCGACGCUUAUCCAGAUCCAGAAGACGUGAUGGGAUCAGCUGCUGAGGUGUUUGAGGAUGCGAUGCGCUGUGCAGUGCAAGGUCUCAAGCCGGCCUUCAAUCUCGACAUGACAGAAACAGUGGCCAGCGUAAGCACCUUCAACGGGUGCUUGGAGUCGAUCGAGAGGGAAACCGAUGACUCCUCGGAGUCCAACCUGAAGCUUUGUAUCGAUGAGAUUGAGAAGCGCGGAUACGCUGUGGAGUGUAUUUUGCUAGAUGCAGAGUGGUUCGGGUUGCCCCAGAGCCGCCGGCGUGUCUACUUUGUUUGCUUGGAUUUGCGAAACCAAGACAUCGCUGUGAGUGCGGCAAGCUUCUUUGAAGAUGUGAAAACGCUGAUUCGCCAGAUGUACUUGGAAGAGAACUUUCUGUUGCCAGAUGAUGACCCAGCCUUAGCAGAACACUUUGAGUUUCUCUCCGACAGAGACGACGUAGCGGACUCUGACGGUGGAUGGACAUCUUUGCAUAUGUCGGUUGCAGAGAAAAGAGGCAUCCCAUGGCCGCUCCAAAUUCCAAAGGCAGUGCAAGCAUCCAAAUGGUUCCCGCUCUUGACGAAGAGGGCUCGGGAGGUGGUGGGAUUUGCUGCCGAUGACAAGUACAGAAUGAAGAAGAAGGUGUCCGUUGCGGAUGUGUACCACUCCGCAAACCGUUACUCAACAGGAACCCGUUCAUUGCCGGUGAUCCUUCCAAGGAGCAUAGCCUGGUCCUUUGCAAAGCAAAGGCCACUCUUGGGAAGGGAGCUGUUGAGAUGCCAGGGACAUUCAUAUGAUCAUGACUUUCUGUCCAGCUUCACGGAAUCCCAGCUUGGGAAUUUGGCUGGCAACGCGUUUGCGGGAAACGUGAUUGUUGCAGUGGUGCUGGCGGUGAUGUGCAGCCUGCGAUACAGCAGCGAGUCAGAGAUGUCUGAAGCAGAGGAUAUUAGAAAAAUGGUCCAGUCUCUCACAGAGGACCUUCCUUCACGGCCCUAA
This is a messenger RNA of Durusdinium trenchii, 2859 nucleotides long. The record is from the annotation of a GenBank genome assembly. Lineage: Eukaryota; Dinophyceae; Suessiales; Symbiodiniaceae.